AUGUCUAAAUUAAGAAGUAGAAAUCGAAACCUAUUUGCUGCUGGAUAUUCUUCUUCAACAUUUCUGAUCAUUCUAUGCAUACUAGUUAUAAGAUGCUAUGGCAGUUCCUCCUCCGCCUCAUGUGGGGAUAUUCAUAAUAUUACCUUCCCUUUCCGACUGAAAGGAAUCGGCGGUAGUAAAGAAUGCAUAUUGGACGAAUAUUUCAGUCUGUCAUGUGAGAACAACCAAACAUAUCUCUCUUUAGAGACCUCCGGCGCCGGCAAAUACCAUGUGAAGUCCAUCAAUUACGUGAACAAAACCAUCCAUGUUUCUAAUGUCCUCAUAGAUAAGGCCAAUGAUUGUUCCUCUCUCCUCCUCCUCUACUCUGAAAACUUCGAUCAAUCCAUGUACAAUUAUUAUUUGUCUAAUUAUGGUAUACGACAAGUAUCAGUAGUGUUCUUGAGGUGCGAAGUUCCAGUCAAAGAUCGCCGAGACUACAUAGAUAUUUCAGCUUCCUGCAAUAGUAAUAAUAAUAAUAAUAAUUCCUACAGAUCAUACGCUCUAGCAAGAAUAGGCAGAUUUCCAGAGUUUGGGGAGAUUGAAAACUCUUGUACGGUAGAAAGCAUUGGUUAUACUUCUCAUCCCAGAUUAAUUCAGCAGCUGAAUAUUACUGAUAUUGGUGAUGGUAGUAAUAUAAUUUCCUAUCAAGAAAUACACAACGCUUUGCUCUUUGGAUUUAAUGUUUCUUGGGGAAUAGAAUCCUGCAGAGGAGAUAUUUGGGUGAAAAGGGCGUCGUGUUUGGGUUAUUAUGAUCCUAAUAAUAGUAUUUUCAGCCCCUACAAUGACCCGAGCUACUGCGAAGACGAGUCAACUAUUGGUGGGUAA
Molecule: messenger RNA, 864 nt
Organism: Impatiens glandulifera
Lineage: Eukaryota; Viridiplantae; Streptophyta; Magnoliopsida; Ericales; Balsaminaceae
Exons: 1
Coding region: 1-864 (287 amino acids)
Molecular function (GO): polysaccharide binding
Source: RefSeq, a predicted model, not a curated record